This is a messenger RNA of Callorhinchus milii (elephant shark), 2385 nucleotides long. RefSeq names its product acyl-coenzyme A thioesterase 9, mitochondrial. Gene Ontology annotation, cellular component: mitochondrion. NCBI's taxonomy places the organism in Eukaryota, Metazoa, Chordata, Chondrichthyes, Chimaeriformes, Callorhinchidae. The record is from RefSeq and is a predicted model, not a curated record. Gene Ontology annotation, biological process: acyl-CoA metabolic process. Gene Ontology annotation, molecular function: fatty acyl-CoA hydrolase activity.
AAUGAAACUUUUCUUUUACAGGUUUCGAAUGUUGCAUCGUAUUCCUUCUGUAUUCAUCGGGGCAUGUAGGUCUCUGUCUGGAAAUUCACAACAUGGAGGAUGCUCUCCAGAAAUGAUUGAAGGACAUUCCAAGAUGGUCAUGAAUGAUGUACGAAACGGACUGCAAGAUAUCGUUGGUGCUUCUAAGACCUGGAGUGAAAAUAUUCAGGCUAUCAAGGACAGAACUUCUUUAAGUUCUCUACUGGUCAGUAAACAGGAAGAUCUACCAGUUAAACGAAUGAAGGACAGUUAUCUUGAGGUGUUCCUACCUCUGGGAAGCCAACCUAGCCUGAGAGAAAAGUAUCUUAACGUACAUAACUUUGUAAGAUUUGGCAGAAUCCUUGAAGAUCUUGAUUCAUUCGGAGUUUUAAUUAGUUAUAACCACAUGAAAAGCGAGAAUGGUUCAAGAAGCCCUUUUUCCAUCGUUACUGCUCUUGUUGAUGAAAUAGAUUUAUGCCAAAAGCAUAUCCUGCCAGAUUGUGACUUGAAAUUCACUGGCAAUGUUAGCUGGGUGGGAAAAACUUCAAUGGAAGUCCAGAUGCACUUGUCUCAGUACUACGAUGGAGUAUUCACUCCUGUAUUAAAUGCGACUUUUGUGAUGGUAACUCGAGACCCUGAAAACAAAGGACCUGCUUUUGUUAAUCCGCUGAAGGCUGAGACUCCAGAGGAAGAAGAUAUUCUUAGAAAAGGCAAAUUGAACAAAUUAAAAAGGAUCAACAUAUUGCAACAGUCACUAUUUAAAAUGGCACCAAAUGAAGAAGAGAGAAAACUUAUACAUGAAUUGUUUCUUAACACUUUGGAUCCGAGGACGGUGAGCUUCCGUAGUCGAGUCUUAUCAGAGAUCGUUUGGAUAGCAGAGACAAAACUUAAAGGUCUGGAGAUUUGUCAUCCCCAGGAACGGAAUAUUCACAACAAAAUCUUUGGUGGGUUUCUGAUGAGGAAAGCCUUUGAAUUGGGAUGGGCAAAUGCUUGUAUCUAUGGAAAUUCAAGACCUCACGUGGUAGCCGUAGAUGACAUAAUUUUUCAGAAACCAGUUGAAAUUGGUUCCCUACUCUACCUCUCAUCACAGGUUUGUUACACUCAACAGAACCACAUCCAAGUCCGAGUGCACAGUGAGGUUGUAAACCCAUACACAAAAGAACAUAGCACAACCAAUGUCUUCCAUUUUACCUUUUGCUCUGACAAGGAAGUGGCGCGGGUUACCCCAAAGACCUAUGGAGAAUCUAUGCUUUACUUGGAUGGAAAGCGACAUUUUAAACCAUAUGGAAAACAAAAUCAAGUUGCAUCACAUGAAGAGUCAGACAUCAGCAAAUAAGACACAUCUACGACAGUUACUGGAACCUGCCCCCCCAAGCAAAGUUAAAAUUCGGGUGAAGGGUCACACAUUAAACAUUACAAUAAUUUUCUCUUUCAGAUGUUGAUAAACCAAAUGUUUUGUGUUUGUGUUUAUUGAUGUUAUAAGGUUUUAUUUUGCUACUCAGCUUUGCAGAAAUAAGAACAUAGUUUGCAUGUUUACUUUUCCCCCUCUGAAACAAUUCAUUGCUUAGAUUGCUUCAUUAGCUACACUAUUAUUUUCUAUUGUUUGUUUCUAAGUGUUUCAGUUAUACAAUACAAUACAAUCAAUACAACUCACAAUUAAUAACAUAGUGUAGUGCUCCUACCUGUAUGUUGCAUGUGUUAUGGGUAGGUGACUUUCCCUGCUGCUGUCCCUCCAGUGUCUGCAAAGCCACGUGCUCUAGGUCAGACAAAAAAGAGCUCAGAUGGUUGCCAAUCAAUCAUGUGUGAAAAAGUUGCGCGUGACUGAGGGAGCAGAGCCAGAGCUCCCGUGGCUCUUCUGCUCCAGGCUCCAAUAACAGGCAUAUCACAGGAGUCCGAGUGCCUGCCCUGGGAAUGCAGGGGAGUCUUGGAGAGUCCCAACUCCAUCUAGACUUUCACCUGCUGAGCCAUACUGAGGUAGUAUCAUGAGUACCAGAAUUGGCUCAGGUGAAUGGCUGCCGCGUUUCUCCCACAAAAUAUACAGUCAAUUCACUUUACAGUAUAUUCUAUGAAGUGCUUUGAGACGUCUUGAAGACGUGAUAAGACGCUAUAUCAAAUGCAAGGAUUAUUAUUAUUGUAAUGUGGCAGUGUAGUGGGGAACUUCUGUGCUGGAAGUAAAGAGAGCACAGUACCUAUAGUUAUAAAGGUAUCACUAAAGUGCCUGCGUUACUCUAUUUGUCUUUUAACCUGUUCUGCUCGUAAUCUAAUCUGCAUGUGCUCCUAAAGGAGACUAUAUCAUAUUUGGUCAUGUUCCUAAUGGAUCUAGGCUUGUGGUGAUGUGCUUUUGUAUAAUAAACAUGUAUUUUAAGA